GUCACUUCUUAGACAGGGAAUCAUGAAGGUAGCCUGGCUGGCCUUCGCAGCAGUCGCUGCCGCACAGCAGGCCCACGUCGGAUCGGGUGCAGUUAUUCAGGGACAUAAGGCAUCGCAGAACCCCAGUGUUACAGAAUGGCUGGGGGUUCCUUUUGCGCAGCCCCCGAUCGGCCAAUUGCGAUUCGCACCGCCCCAGAAAUACACGCCCAGGGGCUUACAAGUUGCCUCGGAAUAUGUAUGAUCGAACUCUCCUCAUGCCCUAUUCCUAUGAACCUAAUUCUCAGCAGAAGAUGCUUGAGGUUUUCGUGAAUAUUUUCUAACAUGAGCACUUUAAAGGGAAACCAGUGCAUGUUUUCGGUGUCAAAGCUGGUCGACUAUCCCGAUAAAACACCGCAAUUUGACAGCAUCUUUGAGGCCUUUGCGGCUAUUAACAACCACACCCAGAGUGAAGAUUGCUUGAAUUUGAAUGUUUGGUCAAGGCUGGACUCGAGUAAACUCAAACCGGUCUAUGUUCAUUUCUACGGUGGCCGAUGGACAAGCGGCACAACCGAUACCCCUUUCUAUUAUGGGGGAGGAUUUGCCGAAGUUGAAGAUGUGAUUGUUGUGACUGUCAACUAUCGCAUGAACAUCUUCGGGUUCCCCGGUCUGCCUGGACACCCUCCUAACCUGGGUCUACUUGACCAGCGGUUGGCAGUUGAAUGGGUCAAGCAAAACAUUCGUGGAUUUGGUGGUGACCCCGAGCGCAUCGUAAUAUCUGGCCAGUCUUGCGGAAGUGCUUCUGUUGACUACUGGGCAUAUGCCUACCAGUCUGAGCCUCUGGUUGCCGGACUGAUCUCGCACUCUGGCACAGCCCUAAGCUUCCCAACCAACAACGCGACGACUGCCGCACAGCAUUGGUAUACAGUUUCUGGUCAAUUAGGGUGUGGAUCUUCAGGAGACGUGCUUCCUUGCAUGAGACAGCAGAAUGCGACUGCCAUUCUCACUGCUGCCAGCGCGGUUAAAGUUCCAGCCACGAACCCUGCUAGGAAGGCGCCAGCUUUCCAACCCACUGUGGACGAUGUCACUGUUUUUGGAGACUAUACACUACUUUCGCAGCAAGGAAAAUUUGCUCGCAUCCCUUACUUGGUCGGACACAAUGCAAACGAGGCGGGAUUCUACAAGAUUGCAGCCUACGCACAGGGCUCUAUACUGACAGACCAGCAAUGGGACGACUUCAAUAUGCAAACUUUCUUCUGUCCAUCUAAUCUCGAAGCUGCAGACCGGAGUCGCCGACGGACACCGGCCUGGAGAUUUCAAUACGACGCGGACUGGGACAACACUCGCCUCUACCCCACGAGUGGAGCGUACCACGGUGUAGAAUUUAACAUGAUUUUUGGCGAGUCUGCUGAAAUCACUGGCAUUGCUGAGUCUGAUGCGCAGUACCAGCUACAGGGCAAGAUGCGGUCGGCUUGGGGAGCUUUUAUUGCUGAUCCGCAACACGGGUUAAAGGCCUUGGGUUGGCCAACUUAUGAUCCAGAGGCCCCAACCCUUGCCGAGAUAGGUCUCAACAAUGACCCCAGUGUGUCUUUUGUAGGCACCAAGGACUCAGCGCAGCGAUGUGCGACACUACUCGCGCAACUAUAACUCAGUCCAGUACUGCCGAUAUCACCUCCUCCAUGUAUGCAAGCAUCUAGUCGGACUUUCUGUCUGUUGUAUAUAAUAUCUCUGCAUGGAAAUUGUGGCAAGUUACCCAGAAUCAAGUUUGUGAAGCGCUAUUUGCAUGCAUGGGACCUUGGCGAAAAUGUCUCGAUUCCCAAAGGUGACCAAUUAAGGCCCAUAAUCAGUAUUUAAGAAGGUGUGAAAAUGGGUUGCAAGGUUCAGACAGCACCAGAUAUCUUUAAAUUUCAACAUAUGAAGGGC
Penicillium brasilianum is the source of this 1899-nucleotide messenger RNA. Lineage: Eukaryota; Fungi; Ascomycota; Eurotiomycetes; Eurotiales; Aspergillaceae. The record is from the annotation of a GenBank genome assembly.